AUGACACCGCCCCAUGGAGAAGGCGAUGGUCAACGAGUGAGAAAGAGACGUCGCAUCGUCAUCAGCUGCACUGAAUGUCAUCGCAGAAAACAAAGGUGUGAUCGAGAACUGCCAUGUGGGAACUGCAGGUCAAGGAAUAAGGAGUCGGCCUGUAUUUAUGAGACUGGCGCGCCAACGGCCAAGGAGAGUCGACCAAAACGCCAGCAUCAACAAACGGAAAAGGCUUUAGAGCCAUCUCCAGCACAAUCCAGCGACUCAACCGAAGAUGGCUUUGAUGAACUUCUGUCAUCCAAGGCGGCUGACUGGGGCUACGCACAGAACGGCGCGUCAACAAUGGGACUCUUGAAGCAGAUUGAGACAGCGACUGACGGCGAACAUGGCUCACCUUCAUCUGCGGGUAGAUCUCACGAAUUCUCGGUCGGCUCACCGGAAGAGGACCUUGCCCUGAGGGAAAAGUACAAGGGCAUCAUCCGUCAGCUGCCUGCGAGGAACUACAUCGACAAGCUUGUCGAGAUGUACAUGCGCGGCUUCAACUGGCAGUACUUUGCCAUCGACCCAGUGGUCUUUUAUGCGCAGCUCGAGCAAUGGAACAACCUCCCCUUUUCCACACUAUCGACAGUUGGCCCACGGGGGUUAAGCCCCGAGCUGCGUGCGUUCCCGGCCCUGGUGUUCCAGGUCAUCGCAACAGCACUUCUGCUAUUGCCAGAACGGCCUGACCCGGUGUUUGACUCGCUCAAGUAUGCUGGGAGUAUGCGGUUUGAGGAUCUCGCGGUUGAUUACAGCGACUCUGGUCAGGCGGUUGUGGAUCUCCUAGGGAAGAAGCACCUGUCACUGGUGACGGUUCAGGCGCAAUUCCUGAGGGCAUCUUUUUUCAAGUUUACAGCCAAGUGGCACACCAUCGCCAUGGCUACCCGCGAUGCGCAGGAGCUGGGCUUACAUCGCGACAGUUUGGACCCUAAACCCAAAGACUCGAGCAUUGAAAGCGUUCUUGAGAACCAAUGGGUGAUACAACGGAGAAGGAGGAUGUAUUCUCUGCUCGCCGUAUGGGACCUCAACUGUGCUAUGGUGCUCGGACGCCCUGGGACGAUAGACUGGAAUCAACUUCUCCCCACGCCGCCAGUGGACGCCAUCUUACCGGAGAAUGGUGACAAGUCGCCCAUAGUUCCUCGUGGUGAAGAUGAUCCUCCUACGCCGAUAACUCGGCUUCUUUGGAACUACCAGCUUUGCGGGCCACUACGAGCAAUCAUGAACCUCGAAAACGAAGGUGCAUAUCCGGUUGAUUUUAGCAAAGUUGAUCAGGUUCACCAGAGCAUUCUCGAUCUCGACAAGAAAAUGCCACCUGCUUUUCGACUGGAAAAUCCCGACACACGGUGGGAUGAUCGCCCCGAGACACACUGGUAUCAGGCGAAUCGAUAUUACUUUGCCCACCUGCACCAGUUCAGCAAGACAGCGCUGCACCGGCCGUACGUCUUCAACCGCAAGGAGAGUAGGGUGGAGGCCAUCAACUCCAGCCUCAGGACGCUCGAGAUUCAAAAGAUGACGUUUGAGGGUCUACCACCAGACUCGUGGAGGAAUUUCAUGCUCUUCUUCAGCAGCUUCGACGCCAUCGUGCUCAUCGCCUCUGUAUACAUCAUCUUCCCGCAAGAGUACGCUGAACUCACCAGUAAGAUCCUGGAGCACUUUCAGUGGACUAUCGAGCGGUUCUCAGCCAUGCAGGAGCGUAAUCCACUCGCAAAAUCGGCACAGGGUGUUCUCAGAGCCAUCGUUGUGCGGUUCAAGAGGGCGGUCGCAAAAGCAGAGAGUACCUCGCUCUCUUCCACGGAAAACAGAUCAACAACCGGUUCAAGUGGCUUGGCACCAACUUCCACACCAGGAAGUUCAUCGCUCGGCACGGGUGACGUUGCCGGUCUGACACAGUCUCAGCCCGCAGCGGAAAACGCGUGGAGGACACCACCAGCAGACAGCCUGGCGACGAUGGCGCCGUUCUUCCCCACGGGGGACUUAAUCUACAACGACCUCACGGCGGGUCCGGACGGCAUGAUGCUGCCAUUGGGAUCAACAGAGGGGGAGAUUGGAGGGGAUGAUUUACUGUGGCAGUUUGGGGGCGACUGGGGUGACGACACGGUCUGGCAGAUGCUGAAUCAGUUUCCGGCGACGGGAGACGGUGGGCCCGCCGUUUGA
Fusarium vanettenii 77-13-4 is the source of this 2181-nucleotide messenger RNA. RefSeq lists its product as uncharacterized. Gene Ontology annotation, cellular component: nucleus. Gene Ontology annotation, molecular function: DNA binding; zinc ion binding; DNA-binding transcription factor activity, RNA polymerase II-specific. The record is from RefSeq and is a predicted model, not a curated record. Gene Ontology annotation, biological process: DNA-templated transcription; regulation of DNA-templated transcription. The transcript has 3 exons. Bases 1 to 2181 code for a protein of 726 amino acids. Lineage: Eukaryota; Fungi; Ascomycota; Sordariomycetes; Hypocreales; Nectriaceae.